CUCUUGCAUUAGUCCUGUCUGUGCCUUCAGCAUUGACCAGUUAGUGACGGCUCUUCUCUCAGCCUCUAGCAGCGGUCUUAACUGAUCAUACAAAGGCUCCACUGGACCAUAAGACAGCCUGUCUCAAAGCGGCCCCAGAUUCAAGACAAGGACAUUUGCUUUCCUGAGGAUUUUUUUUCAGGACUUGGGAGCAAGUAUCUAAAUUAAAAAUUGGAAUAUCUUCCUUAAAGAGGACUGUGCCAAUUGGAUGAUCAAAACUGGGGUCCAUUUAUUGCCGUAGUGCUUCAUCAAAGUGUGUGUGCCUCUAAGGGUUUUUAAAACCUAAAGCUGCAGUGCUGGACUCUUGCAGUGAUUCCCGGUUGUUUUCUCGUUAGUUGACUAAGUCUUGGCCUUAAACAUGGCGUCAUUAAGAAGUUUGAUUCUUGCUUUGUUGCUGGCACUGCUCUGCUCCUUCCACACCCCGCUGGCACCCACCGCAAAGGCCCAGGACCUGCCAUUCCGCAAUGAAGAGGGGCUAAUGGCUGAUGAUGAUGAUGAUGAUGAUGAUGAUGAUGACACUGUGACAGCUGUGAUAAAUGUCCAUGCAAAGAAGGAGAUAAAUCUAAACACUGUGAUGACUGUAAGAUGUGCAAUUUCUGCCACGUUUGUCCUGUUUGUGAAACAGUUUGCAAGCCUGGAGGAUUUGUUGAUGAAGUCACWGGAUCGAUCUACAAGACUGUAGCCGAUGUCUUUGAUGAUGAUGAUGAUGAUGCCAACUGAAGCCAACCAUAUGUUGCCACUAUGUGGCCAAACUAAUAAUUACACUUUUGAUUUUUGUUGUCUUUAUUUUUGAUCYUUGGGAACCUUACACAUUUGCUUGAGAACAACUGAAGAGAAGUUAAGUAAUGCUCGAGUAUAUUUGUGUACUGUUACUGGCUGACACGUUAUACUUUUAAAGAAACACAAAUUAAAACUAUUCUGGAUUAUGUUAAAUAAAAGAGGUGACAUUUU
Molecule: messenger RNA, 990 nt
Organism: Austrofundulus limnaeus
Lineage: Eukaryota; Metazoa; Chordata; Actinopteri; Cyprinodontiformes; Rivulidae
Product: sarcoplasmic reticulum histidine-rich calcium-binding protein
Molecular function (GO): calcium ion binding
Source: RefSeq, a predicted model, not a curated record